Molecule: messenger RNA, 3112 nt
Organism: Oryzias latipes (Japanese medaka)
Lineage: Eukaryota; Metazoa; Chordata; Actinopteri; Beloniformes; Adrianichthyidae
Gene: tfpia
Product: tissue factor pathway inhibitor a
Biological process (GO): negative regulation of peptidase activity
Cellular component (GO): extracellular region
Molecular function (GO): serine-type endopeptidase inhibitor activity
Source: RefSeq, a predicted model, not a curated record
GAGAAGUCAUAGCCAUACACGCACAAACGCACACUCCAGCAAUACAACUUGAAGUUUUCCUCUUAAACUUUACACACUUUGAUCUGCGCUCAGAGCAAUAACAUGGCUCAGACCAAGUGGUGGAUUUUCUGCGCGUUAUCCCUCGCCAGUCUCGCUCAUUUGGGGUCUUCCAGAAAACACAGAGCACACGGACAACAACCCAUCAUAUUCAAUGAACUGUGCGCCAUGAAGGCGGAUCCGGGACCCUGCAGAGCCAUCAAAGACAGAUAUUUCUUCAACGUUAGCACAGCUCGCUGUGAGGAGUUUGAAUAUGGAGGCUGCAGUGGCAACUCCAACAACUUUGUGACGCUGCAGGAGUGUGAGGAAACCUGCGUUGUCUCUGAUGAGAAGAACCCGUGCCAUUUAGAAGAGGCUCCCGGUCCCUGUCGAGGGCUACUGUCACGCUACUUCUUUGACAGCAAGACUCGCCAGUGUAGGCGCUUCUUUUAUGGUGGCUGCUUUGGCAAUGCCAACAAUUUCUGGAGCAUGGCCGAGUGCCAAGCCAAAUGUCAGAACCCAGGGCCCACAGAUGUGGGAGAGGUCGUGGAGCCAACAAACCUACAUAUGAGACAGGAGGGAAAAAAAGAAACUUCUUCAGCAGCACCGCAGGUCAGCACACUCGCUCCCAGAAGAUUCAGUUUCGUGCAGCCAGUUGUUGCCUCUGAGAACCUGGCUGCUGCUAAUGAACCUCUGAUGCAGAUAAACAACUCUCUUGGAGAUGUGAACAGCCUCACUCCUGCAGACAUCUGCCUGAGUCCCGUGGAUCCAGGAGAUUGCGACGGUCAGGAGAGACGGUAUUUUUACCACCCAAAAGCCAAAAGAUGCUAUUCCUUUUGGUACACGGGCUGCGGGGGGAACAAGAACAACUUCCGUAUCCGUAAACACUGCGUUCACAAGUGCGUCUUGCCCAGAAGAGGUUUCAAUAUUAGCAAGACGAUGAUCCGAAUAAGGAAGAAGAACGUCGACAGCAUUGUGAACCUCGAUGCUUGAACCCCCAUUUCCUGCACUGGUGUUUCUUUUUGGCCUCAUAUCUAUUGUUUUACAAUGCUUUGUAAAAAGUAGACAUUUUACUCUGUUUUUGCUUCUUACCUGUUUACCAAUAUAUACUCUCAUGCACUCCAACCCAUCUCUGUCCACCUCCCAGCUCUAAAUCUGCACUCCUGAGCUUGUGGAUGGCUAUUGUUCUCUGUGGAAGCUGAAAACAGCCUACCCUGCUCUUUUUUGUUCCCCGUUUUAAUUAUAAAAGCCCACGUCCCAAGUGACACACAGUCAUUCCAUUCUGCACCUCUCAUGCAUCAUUCUGUGGCUGUGUCGACGGCCUGAUCCCUUCAUCUGAUCACUGAUGCAGUGGACAACAACCACAGGAUCACUGAACUGCAGCUGCCUGCACAGCUGUAGCUGCACCAACCUCCUCCGCAAGUGACAAUGACUGAUUUGAAGGUUGUUUAUAUGACCAACAACAUCAGCACAAUCUCUGCCUGAGUUCAACCAUGAUUAAAUUGAUCAAUUAGAAAUCGAUCUGUUUUUCUGGAGUUCAACAUUUUCUUUUGUUUUGCAGCGGAUUGUAGAAAAAUGAAAAAAGGAUUGUAUUUGACUGAGUGGCUGUUUGGGUGCCACUAAUGUCCGGAACUCAGUGAAUGCACCACGCAGAGACGUUUGUUGGCCCUGGGUUCUGUCAUUCAACCUGUUGUUGGCGGCUUUAGGGGAAUAAAGGGAGGGGGGGCUGGUGCGCAAGACGGCAUGAGGUCGUCUGAGGAGCGUAGCUCAAAUUUUAAAUAAAAGAAUAACUUAAAAUUUAAAAAAACUUGUUGGUGAAAGCUGUACAGCUGUACAAAUAAAGGGACAGAUAAACAACUCUGCGUCUCAGUCAGGAAAGAGAGAGGAACGCUACAGUAAAUAAAUUAGUUUUCUCGAGAUAACGAGACAGUAAAUGUCGUUAUCACGGAAAAAAACGAUCAAAACAGAAGUGGGUUAGGCCGUUUUCGGCUUCGGUAGCUCUCCAAUCUUUAAAGAUUAAAGUUAUUUUUUUCUCUCCAUAAAAGUUUUUCUUUUUAAAGAUAAUUGUCUUUAAAAUUAUUCAAUAUUAUACUAAGUGAACUGAUUUUUUACGUGUACAGAAAUUAGCUUAAAAUCAAGACCUGGAUGUGUGACCUAAAGCACACAUUCUCCAUUCUGAGACAUGGCGUUUUAAUGCCUGAUUUUUGCAUUAUAUUGACUGAAAUGCUCUUAAUUUCAAAAACUGUGUUCAUAUUUGCAUCCAAAUUUUAUUAUUACUGGGCUAUUGUUGAUGGUUUUUUUAUAUUUUUGUAGCUGUUUGCAGUCUGUAAAAGAAACUUCUAUGACGUAGCUGUUUUGUUCAAACAGCAACAGCAGUUUCACAUCUGUAUUUGUCCACAGAGUGAUGUUACUUUCUGAAUGCUUUUUUGUUCAAAAUGAAUGUAAACAACAGUAGUAACAUUAACUGGUGUCAAAUUAUUGUUGUAAUGAAUGUUAUCUUGUAAAUUCUUUGUUUUUACAGUUUUUUUUCAAUCUUUAGCAAAAAAGCAUAAUCAGUAACCACUUUUUGCUUAAAAGAGAACACAAGGAGGCAGUGUUGCAUAACGAUGGAGGUUUUGCUGUGUCUGAACCCCCGACCAGCACAUUUGUCCCACUUACGAAUCAGCAUUGCACAAUAAAAACAUAAUAAACUUCUCCAACUAACUAUAUUAUUACUAUGUACCUCUUGUUUUAACAUGACUGGAAUAAUUCAAACAUCUCUGUGCCGAAAAGGAUGCUUGUAGUUUCAAACGUGCAAUCUAGAUUUCUUUCCUUGUCACAGAAAAGCUUAAUGACAAUAAACCACUGGGAGGUAUAAAAACAGACAAAAACAUAUUCUUUCCAAGCUUUUAUCAGUGACAAUUAUAAUAGGAAAUACAAAUACCCUCCUGAUUAUAACAUUGACCGGAAUGUUUUGCUCUGAUGAAAAUGGUGUUUUUAACAUGUUCUGGAGGACAUAUAUAAAGAAAAUUCAGCUUAAAAUUGCAUUAAUGACUAUUUUUAAAUUGUUGUGAAGCAGCAUACAAUAAAAGACUAU